CUCAUAGUCUGCAUUACAGUCUGAGAAAAACAGAGACCCUGGUCUUUUGGGUCUGAUGGGUCGCUGCACUUUCUCCUCGGACGAUAUUGUAAUAAAGUCUCCGAAUGAUAAGAAACUGUACAGACUAAUUAAGCUUGAGAAUGGCCUCACUGCAUUGCUCAUUCAUGACCCUGAGAUAUACCCACAAGGGUCCAAGGGCCUCGAACCCAGUGAAGAAGAUGAAGCAGCAGCUAAAGGUGGAGAUGGUGCCUCAAAGACUAAGAAGGCAGCAGCGGCAAUGUGCGUUGGAAUGGGCAGCUUCUCUGACCAUAUGGAAGCACAGGGGCUUGCGCACUUUCUUGAACAUAUGCUCUUCAUGGGGAGUACAAAGUUUCCGGUUGAAAAUGAGUAUAACAGUUACUUGUCCAAGCAUGGGGGCUCAUCAAAUGCUUACACAAAGGAAGAGCACACUUGCUACCAUUUUGACGUGAAACGAGAGUUUCUAAAAGGUGCCUUGAAAAGAUUGAAUCUUGUCUGGCUUACACUCAUUGUUAUAGGAAUUCUUUACAGGCUAGAGGCUGUUAAUGAUGUUCCUAUGCUCAACUUGGCAUGGACGCUUCCAUGUCUUACUCAACACUAUUUGAAGAGCCCAGAAUAUUAUUUAUGGCAUCUCCUUGCGCAUGAGAGCAGGGGAGGUUUGCAGUUCUACCUCAAAACUAGACGGUGGGCAGUAUCUCUAAGUGCUUGGGUGGAGAGCUAUUCUGUGGCUUAUGUCUUUGGCAUGAAUAUUUACCUCACCGACUCUGGAUUGGAGAAGAUUUUUGAAAUUAUUGGGGUCGUGUAUCAAUACAUUAAACUAUUGCGUCAAGUGUCACCACAAAAAUGGAUAUUUCAAGAACUCCAGGAUAUUCGGAACAUAUGCUUUAGAUUUGUAGAGGAGCAGCCCCAGGAUGACUAUGCUUCAGAACUUGCAGGAAAUUUACUACUUUAUCCAGCAGAGCAUGUUAUUUCUGCGCAAUGUGGGUAUGAGAUUUGGGAUGAGGAAUUGAUUGAAUAUGUUCUUAGUUUCUUCAGACCAGACAACAUGAGGAUGGAUGUGAUAUCAAAGUUUUCAACUAUGUCCAAAGACUUUCAGUGCGAGCCUUGGUUUGGGUCACAUUAUAUUGAGGAAGAUGUAUCUCCGUUUUUGAUGGAUUUGUGGAAGGAUCCUCCAGAGAUUGAUGUUUCGUUGCAUCUCCGAGAAAAGAAUGAGUUUAUUCCUUCUGAUUUUUCCAUUCGUUCUGAUGGUCUUGAUACUACAUAUACAUCUUCUCCGACAUGUAUACUUGAUGUACCUUUGCUUAAGUUCUGGUACAAGCUUGAUCGUACUUUUAAAGUUCCACGGGCAAAUAUAUACUUUCGAAUCAGUCUAAAGGGUGGAUUUGAUGACUUGAAGAGUUCUCUGUUGACUGUACUAUAUAUCGACCUUCUUAGAGAUGAGCUGAAUGAGAUUUUAUAUCAGGCCAGUUUUGCCCUGCUGGAUACUUCUUUGUAUGUGAAUAAUUGCUAUCUGGAACUGAAGCUGUGGGGCUUCAAUGAUAAGCUUCCAGCUGUAUUGUCAACAAUUCUGACAACAACCAAAAAUUUCCUGCUGUUGUAA
Rosa rugosa (rugosa rose) is the source of this 1618-nucleotide messenger RNA. RefSeq names its product nardilysin-like. Gene Ontology annotation, cellular component: cytosol. Bases 56 to 1618 code for a protein of 520 amino acids. The transcript has 11 exons. Lineage: Eukaryota; Viridiplantae; Streptophyta; Magnoliopsida; Rosales; Rosaceae. Gene Ontology annotation, biological process: proteolysis. The record is from RefSeq and is a predicted model, not a curated record. Gene Ontology annotation, molecular function: metal ion binding; metalloendopeptidase activity.